This is a messenger RNA of Wyeomyia smithii (pitcher-plant mosquito), 2081 nucleotides long. RefSeq names its product cytochrome P450 4c3-like. Gene Ontology annotation, molecular function: monooxygenase activity; heme binding; iron ion binding. The record is from RefSeq and is a predicted model, not a curated record. The transcript has 9 exons. The coding region runs from base 440 to 1945 and encodes 501 amino acids. NCBI's taxonomy places the organism in Eukaryota, Metazoa, Arthropoda, Insecta, Diptera, Culicidae.
GACAAAAAAAUCAGUGGUGACUUCAAUGAUACGCUGAACGAUGAACUAUGUUCAUUUUCAAAACGAAUCGAUGAAUAUGGGAAAGUUACUAGAACGUUUGUUGAAUUGUAAUAUAGCAGAAUUUGAAUACACGAGAUUAUUUACCGCCAAGCAAAAAAGGUGAUCAUUCUAGUCACGCGCAUAUUGUGUUGGAUAUUGUGAAGUGUUGUUAUUAGUUCAGUACAGAGACCUGUUGCACUCCUAUAUGCAUUUGCGUUUCAAAGAUGAAAAAACUGUGUUUUCAGCCUACAAUUAGAUCGUUAAUUCUACAAAUAGUUUACUUGCAGUUUAAUAUCAUCUGCUCAUAACCAGUUUCGUUGAACUCAAUUAGUUAUUGUCUACAACAAUUAGAAGAUAGACUGAAACGAUUUGGUAGACCCUAUCUUGAAAUUUCGCAACAAUGUUUGGCUGGAUUGUUAUCGUGUGUUUCUUCGUUCUGCUAUUGCGUAUUUAUCUGCAACGUAGACGUUACGUGAAAGCCUUCGAAUCGAUUCCAGGUUCGAAAGGAUGGCCUGUAUUAGGAAAUAUCGUUCAAUUACUACAGUACAAUACAACAGAACUUCAUGAAAUGUUUGUUAGUUGGGUGCAGCAAUAUGGAAGUCGUGUUAAAAUCGACAUGUGUGUCAAGUUUUGGAUACUACAUAGCUCACCGGAAGAUAUUGAGAAAAUUGCCACAAGCACCAAUUUUAAUCGCAAAUCGGAUGAUUAUGGACAUCUGGUAGAAUGGUUAGGUAGUGGAAUUUUGUUAGAUCACGGUGCCAGUUGGUUUGUAAAACGCAAAGCAUUGACCGAUGCAUUCCACUUCAAGGUGCUAGAGAAUUUUAUACCAACUUCUCAGGAACAAUCGCAGAUUUUGGUGAAUAAGUUGCUAAGUUACGGAGGGAAACCCGUCGAUAUUUUUCCGCUCCUGAAGUUGUACACUCUGGAUGUAAUUCUGGAGACGGCGAUGGGAGUCACAUGUCAAGCCCAGCUCAAUGAUUCCGCUUACGUACGGGCAGUUGCUGGCUUGAGUCACAUCACCUACUGGAGAAUGUUUAAUGUGAUGGGAUUUUCCGAUGCAACAUUCAGGUUCACCAAAUAUUAUCAGCCUUAUCAUGAGAUGUUGAAGGUAAGUAAUGAUUUCACGAUGGACGUUAUUACGAGACGCCGCCAAGAGCUGGCCUCUGAAUUACCGAGAGAGACCACUAAAACUGGCGAUGAUGAACGCAAGAAAAGAAUUGCUUUGUUGGACAAAUUAUUGGAAAUGGAGAUUGAUGGAAAAAAGUUGUCGAACGAAGAAAUAAAAAAUCAAGUCAACAACUUUAUGUUUGCGGGUCACGAUACUACUUCCAGCGCUCUGACUUUUAUAAUAUAUUUAAUUGCAAAACACUUGGAUGUACAAGAUCGGCUUUAUGAUGAAAUCCAAACCGUUGUGGGCGAUGGCGAUAUUCCAGUGCUAAACUCAAGUGUGCUGAAUCAGCUGAAACACCUGGAUGCGGUGAUUAAAGAAUCGUUACGCCUCUACCCUCCAGUACCUUAUUUCUCUAGAACAAUCGAUAAGGAAACCGAAUUGUCUGGAGUGUUAUACCCACCGGGAACUACUGUUUCACUUGGUGUUUAUUUCAUGCAUCGGAAUCCUCUCUACUUUCCUAAUCCUAUGCAGUUUGACCCAGAAAGAUUUCUGAAAGAAGCUGGACCUGUAACGCGAAACCCCUACGUGUAUAUUCCAUUUAGUGCUGGCAGUCGAAACUGUAUCGGUCAAAAGUUCGCCAUGAAUGAAAUCAAGGUAGCGCUUUUGUAUACAAUGCUGUUUUGCCGGAUAGAACUGGAAGAUCCUCAUUUGGUGCCGAGGUUAAAGGCAGAACUAAUUCUUAAACCAGAUGGCAGCAUACCGGUUAGAUUUAUUGCCAGAAAAUCAAAAAACUAACGCUGAUACGAAUGACUCCGAAGACUUUACUGAACCCGGAUCUAGAGUUAUAAUAUAUACACAACUAUGAUUUUUGAUAUAUGAAAGAGUAGAAAUAUAUAGUUUGGUGCAGGUUUGAUUUUUGUACACUCAUAAA